UUCUUGUAGGAGAGUUCACUAUUACCCAAAUAUGAUUUAGCGUGAUAAACGUCUCAGGUUUGUUAUGAAUGAUCGAUAAAAAACCAGCUCAACAUAACACUGGCAUCUGAGAUUCUUCUGACUUGAAGUCACAGGAGGGGAGGGGCUGCUGUGAGAUCUAACAUUAACAAUCACUGCUGGUCCCUUGUUGCAGACGUACACCAAUAAACUGGGUGAAAAAGCUGAGGCACAAAAAGCAGGUGUGAACUAGCAUUAUUGUUGGUUGAGGAAACUAAGAACAAGACAAUGAGGUCACACUCACCUUUUCCCUGCACAUCUGCAACGUGUGUGUGUGCCCUAUAAUGGAACUCAGACAAGUUCAAUUCAAGAGCAGGAACUUUUGAUUACCUUGAAGUGAAAGAAUUGGGAGGUGUUGUGACGGUAUCAGAAUGUUUCUGAAUUUCAGGAGGGUUCGAAAAUUUCAUUUCCUACAGCUAAUUUCCAUGUGUUGUGUCCUCUCGACACUCAUGCUAUGCUGGGAGCAGGUGGAACAUCACGUUGUGGGCCAUGUGAAGGCCUACUCCUACCGUUACCUGAUCAACAGCUACGACUUCAUCAACAAGUCCUUCAGCGUGAGCCGUGAAGAGGCUACUAGUUUUGGUAGCUUUCCAUACCUCACAGACCACAAGGAGACAUGCAGAGAGAAGGACGUGCUGCUGCUUCUAUUUGUUAAAACCUCCCCGGAGAACUUUAACAGAAGGAAGGCAAUUCGCUCCACAUGGGGGAACCAGACUUACAUCAAGACGGAGCUGGGUGUCAAUGUGAAGGUGGUGUUUGUUAUGGGUGUCCACCCAGAUGAUCACAAACGAAGUGCCAUUCAGAAACAGCUCCGGGUUGAGGACAAGAUCCACAGAGACUUGCUGCAGCAAGAUUUUCUGGACACUUUCCACAACCUGACUGUGAAACUCCUGCUGCAAUUCCGCUGGGCGCACACCAACUGUGCCCAUGCUCGUUUUUUAAUGUCUGCUGAUGAUGACAUCUUCGUCCACAUGCCCAACCUGGUCCGCUCUCUCCAGGAGCUCAAUGCACAGGGUGCUGUGGAUCUCUGGAUGGGACACGUUCACCGUGGAGCACCUCCUGUUCGACGCAAGAACAGCAAAUACUAUAUGCCUAUCCAGACCUACCAAUGGUCCUCCUACCCAGACUACACAGCAGGAGCAGGUUAUGUAGUGUCUGAAGACGUAGCCGCCAAAAUUUACCAGGCCACUUUGUCUCUUAAUGCCUCUCUCCACAUCGAUGAUGUUUUCAUGGGCAUCUGCGCAAUCACUGUUGGGGUUUCACCCCAGGAACAUGUUUACUUCUCAGGUGAGGGGAAAGCCCCAUAUCAUCCAUGCAUUUAUGAAAAGAUGAUCACCUCUCAUGGACAUGUGGACGAUGUCAGCUAUCUUUGGAAGGCUGCGACUGCUCCAGAGGUAAAUGGCAUCUCUUCAGGUUUCUUUGGGAAACUAUACUGCACAGCUGUGAAAAUCAGGUUGCUCUGUUGGCCUUACUUUAAAAAGACCUAUUCCUGCAAAGCAGCGUUUUUAUGAAGGGCUUUGAUAUCCACUCAGUCAAUCAGUAUUUAAUUGUCCAUCUUAAUGUUAGGUAUUUUCCAUGUUCUAAAUAAAAUACCAAAGCCAUUUAUUGAAGCAUUGUUUACCUCUUUUUUGAGAGCUGGAAAUUUAAAUAGGCUCAUUAAACCUCAAUGUUUAGCUGAGCAUUUUGGGAACAUUUCUAAAAGCUGUUGAACUGACUGAGGAGCAGUGUGCUCUUAUACAAAUCCUCUUGAAGAUUCAGGUGGAUUUUAUUUCAUUUUUUUUUAAUAUGUUGGCUAAAAAUGAGCAUUGCUUCUUUUGUUUUGAUUAUGAUUGCUAUUUUGAAUUAAACAGACUGGAAACACA
Messenger RNA from Neoarius graeffei (lesser salmon catfish), 1919 nucleotides. RefSeq names its product UDP-GlcNAc:betaGal beta-1,3-N-acetylglucosaminyltransferase 5a (gene b3gnt5a). The transcript has 2 exons. Lineage: Eukaryota; Metazoa; Chordata; Actinopteri; Siluriformes; Ariidae. The record is from RefSeq and is a predicted model, not a curated record. Gene Ontology annotation, cellular component: membrane. The coding region runs from base 429 to 1568 and encodes 379 amino acids. Gene Ontology annotation, biological process: brain development.